AUGUCGAGUUGCCCACAUUUCAAGAGUAUUCUAAAGCUCUUCUACCUGCUCACUCUGAUGGUAUUAGUUUCCAACACGGACAUGUUGAACAAGAAAUUGACACAAGCUCCGUGCUAGCUCAUCUGAAAACCGCUCUCCAGUGGGUGCAACAGUUUUCGCUCUUUGCAGUGCUCUCUGAUGUUGAAAAGAGUCAGAUCAUCUUGACCAAGUGGCCACAUCUUUUGUGCCUCGCAUUGUUUGAAAACGCCGAAAAAAUCUUCAUCGAUGAAAAAUUUGCGCAACUGGCUGAAAAAUUCAAUGUCCUCAAAGUUUCGGCGCAGGAUUAUUUCCUUUUGAAGGGAAUCAUGAUUUUCACGGAAACCAAUAAUGGUGCAGACCUCAAAUUUGAUCGUCAACUUGAUAUCUGUAUCGGCCUUCUCAAUCAGUUGCACUCGGAGUCUUCAAAGUCGAAAUCCGGCAGACUUAUCUUUCUUCUCGGCGAGCUUAAGUCCUAUUCUACUAGACAGCUUGAAUCUCUCCUAGAUCUCAAAACUUGUGAGAUUGUGAUUAGUUUUCUUUAA
Caenorhabditis elegans is the source of this 560-nucleotide messenger RNA. The record is from the annotation of a RefSeq genome assembly. Lineage: Eukaryota; Metazoa; Nematoda; Chromadorea; Rhabditida; Rhabditidae.